Molecule: messenger RNA, 3046 nt
Organism: Cimex lectularius (bed bug)
Lineage: Eukaryota; Metazoa; Arthropoda; Insecta; Hemiptera; Cimicidae
Product: E3 ubiquitin-protein ligase LRSAM1-like
Exons: 14
Coding region: 135-2186 (683 amino acids)
Molecular function (GO): protein binding
Source: RefSeq, a predicted model, not a curated record
CGAUACCUUCCGUUUGUUAUUAUGUGAAGGUUAUCGUUUUAUUUCUCCCGUUUUUUUAAUUUAUUUUAGUUUAAAGCAGUUAAAAACCACCAACCACCCCCAGUGUUCCAGUAUGAGAGUUUGCCUCGAAGAUAAUGUCGUUCUUCAGGAAAACCAGCCUAAAGGGCGUGGACUACAAGGCUCGACUGGAGCACAAGCUGUACCUGGCCAAAGAGGAUCCCGAUCCGAUAUUUGAUCUGUCUGACUGUGAUUUGAAAGUCGUGCCUAAAGGUGUAUACUCAGUCUGCAAAGUCCUGCGGAAGGAAUCACUCCUCUUGCACCAUAACUGCCUAAACUCCCUAUCUGGUGGUGGGUCUCUGGAGGACUUGAGCUUGCUGAACAUUCUAGAUCUCAGUUCCAACAACCUCAGCACAAUCCCGGAUAAUAUUUGUUACCUUACGAAUCUGAAAGAAUUAUAUUUAAAUAACAACCUUAUAAAGUCGCUUCCGGAUUCAAUCUGUGAGCUUAAGGAACUGCGAGUGUUGAGCUGUCCGUUCAAUCGGCUCAAGAAACUGCCACAAGGGAUGUCGGCGAUGAUGAGCCUCGAAGAGUUGUAUCUUCAGGGCAACCCUGCACUAUGCACGUUGCCAGACAACCUGUGCCUUUGCCCUCGCCUUUGCCAACUUGUCCUUGACAUCGGUCGUUUCUUCCAUCCACCCAAUGAUGUUGUCCUGCAGGGCACCAACGCCGUACUGACUUUUCUUGGCCUGCAAAUGGGAGUUGCUUAUAAAGGAGUCGUUGAGUUUAAGGAAGAGAAGAAGACUUCACAACAUGACAACAAAAACCUUGCCUACAGUUCAUCCCAAGAUAAGCUGAUUCAGGAAAAGUUAUUGGCGUUGGAGAAAAAAAAGGAGGGAAAACAGAUGGAGUGUCGAGCUAUUGAAAGAGAAUUGGCAGUUCAGAAGGAACAGGAAAUUAGAUUCCACAAUAUGUUGAAAGAAGGAAAAGACAAGCUGGUCGAAGACUUAAAGGCACAGCAGAUGAAAAUAGCUGAAGAGGUGCUCAAGUUCCAGAACAAAAAGGAGGCCGAAAGGUCCAAGUUGGUAACUCAUCUGAAGCAAAUGGAAGAAAGCUCUGACGUGAUCAUUAAAAAGAUGCUUCAAAUAGGCAAAGCGGAAAGACAACCAUGGAGGAUAAUUCAACAGCAGGAGAUGGAUCAUGCUGCUGAGGAAAUCCUUUUCCAGCACAACUUAGAUGUUGAUUUGAGAAAGAAAGAAAUUUUAAAUGAUAUGGGAAACCUCAUUGAAGAGGAAGGUCUUAAAAUAAUGGAGCAUGAAGAUAUUCGAGCCCAACUUGUUAAAGACUCACUAUCCAGGGAGGUUGAGUGGGAUGAACAGUUAGCAAACCUUUUUGCAAACAAACUCAACGAUCAGAGCUCAAUCGUUAAUUCGAUAGGCCAAAAUGAGACGAUGCAGGAAGCCGCAGUUGCCAAAUUGCUCGAAAAGAACGACCUCGAAUCAUGGAGGCUGACCGCCCAGUUGAAAAUUAUUGAGAGACAGCUCGCCCAUUUGACUAGCUUGGAGUUAAAAAAGAAAAAAUUCAACCUCGAACAGCUUCAAUGUGAGCUUAGCAGUAAGAGGUGUCAGCUUUCCGAACUACUCGUCUCUGUCCUCGCAAAACAAGAUGAGAGGAAGACCCAGCUUUUAAACAUUUUGAGAAGAAUGGAGGAGCGCAGACCAGAGGAGAGUCCGGACUACUGGCUAGAGCAGUACCAGAAACUGCUAGAAUGCCAGAUCAGGCUUGACAACAGUCUCGUGGAGGAGAUGGUACUCUUGGGCGUCCCACAGCACCUCCCUGCAUUGCUCAAUCUUGAGCUUGAUGAAGUCUCGUUUGAGAACUUAAAAGCUGUCGGUAUUACUGAUGAAGAGGAGAAGUUUGCUGUGUAUAAAGCCAUUAGGAAUUAUAUCACUAAAAAAGCUGUUGCGACUGCUCCAGAGUAUCAGGACGAAGCAGGUCCCAGUCCUACAGCUCCGCCUGUCGAUUAUGAUACAGAAUGCGUCAUUUGCAUGAAUAGCGAGUGCGAGUUAGUGUUUGUGCCAUGUGGCCAUUUGUGCUGUUGCCGAGGUUGUUCACAGAAGCUGGCCCAGUGCCCGCUCUGCAGGAGUCAGAUUGCUCAGAAGGUUUUUGUAAUAAUAAACACGGUUUAAAUUUUUAUUUUCGUCUGCACGAUUAACACGCAAGUUAACUUCCUAUUAGUUGGCUCUUGACUCACUUUGGGCCUCAUUUUUAUUGUAUUCAAAUGCAUCAAUGACUAUUAUUUUCUAUUUUAUUUUAUGGACAUGUUAUAUGAACUUUUUAUAUUAAACAUAUCAAUCUAAAGAAAAGUUUUCAUUUCAGUGUUAUAAAUUUAAAAAAUGUAUUAUUUUUUUCAUAAAUGCAAUGUGAGCUUACAAAUAAAGUGUCAUAUUUUGCACGAAAAAUAAAUAAAUUUAUCGAUAGCAUUCAUAAUCUGCUGCUAUUUGUUUUCCUGAUAUUAUUGUACGAUUGCUAUUAUAUUAAAAACCCUGUUGCCAAAACACCAUGUCAUAUUAAACCCAAUGCAUGGAGCAAUAUAUUUUUUAUAUUAAAAAAUAAAGCAUUAAUAGGCUAAGUAAAAAUAUAAAAAAGUUACUGUGAGUAAUGAACUAUCCCAGUGUUAAAUUAUAAAUGUAUUGCUCAGGGCCAUUUGUAAAAACUCAAAAAUUAAUUAAGCAAUAUACCGAUGGUCUUGCUUGACUAUUUGAUAUUAUUUUUUUGACUUGUCAAAAUAGAAAAAAAAAAUUAAGCAGCUUAAACAUUUGGUGAAAUUUAGUCGAGUUAUACUUAGACUUAAUUUUGAUGUAGAAUCGUUUAGACUGGAAUAAAAACCAAUUUCAGCAUUUUCAUCAGCAUAUUUGUGAUAUAACCACAAUGUUUGUGCAAUGAUCUCUUGAAAUAUAUGCGAUAUUGUAUUAUUCUUGCUGUAUGACAUUUUAGUUUAAUAAUAAUGUAUGUCAGAGUUAAUUACACAAUUUUUUGUAAAAUUUGA